GAGGUGGACGUCGGCGUCGCUGGGGGCAGGUGCGGGAUCGCGGCCACACGUGCGCUGUCUAAUGCCCUUGUUGUUUGGAUACAGAUACCGGAGUCACGGCAGCUUUAACCCCGAGGAGACUAGAAAAGGGGUGUUUGGACUGAAACUGAAGAAGAGGAAGAAGAAUAAAGGAGAAAAAGGAUUGAUCCUAACCAACAAGGCUGCCCGAGAUCGUCAAGGUGAAGUUGAAGUACCACAAGAGGGGCCUUCUCCCCAGGAAGGAUCUGAAGGAGAUUUGGUUUAUGGUGAUGCUUCUGUCACUCCUGUCUCCACAGCUGGUCCAAAGAGAAGAGCUAAACUGUUGAAAAAGGUUCAUGAUGGGGAAGUCAGAUCCCAAAAUUAUCAGAUCGCCAUCACCAUCAUUGAGGCUCGUCACCUGGUGGGUGAAAACAUUGACCCCAUCGUGACCAUUGAGAUUGGGGAUGAGAAGAAGCAAAGCUCAGCGAAGGAAGGAACCAACAGCCCAUUUUUUAAUGAAUACUUUGUCUUUGACUUCAUUGGACCCCAAGUGCAUCUUUUUGACAAGAUCAUCAAAAUCUCAGUCUUUCACCACAAAAUCCUAGGAAGCAGCUUACCUAUUGGCUCCUUCAAAGUAGACCUGGGGACCGUGUACAACCAACCUGGUCAUCAGUUCUGUGACAAAUGGGCCCUGCUCACAGACCCUGACGACAUCAGGACUGGCACCAAGGGGUACCUGAAGUGUGACAUCAGCGUGACUGGCAAAGGCGACGUCUUAAAGGCCAGUCAGAAAAUCUCCGAUGCUGAGGAGCAAAUAGAAAAGAACCUCUUGAUCCCUCAAGGGUUUCCCUCAGAGAGGCCCUGGGCCAGAUUCUACAUCAGACUCUACAGAGCGGAGGGAUUGCCCAAAAUGAACUCCAGCCUCAUGGCCAACGUCACCAAAGCGUUUGUGGGGGACAGCAAGGACCUGGUGGAUCCCUUCGUGAAGGUGUCCUUUGCAGGGCAGAUGGGGCGAACCACAGUGCAGAAGAACUGUGCUGAUCCUGUGUGGCAUGAACAGGUCAUCUUCAAAGAGAUGUUCCCACCCUUGUGCCGGAGGGUGAAAAUCCAGGUGUGGGAUGAAGGCAGUGUGAAUGAUAUAACCCUGGCAACCCACUUCAUCGACCUGAAGAAAAUCUCCAAUGAACAGGAUGGGGAUAGAGGCUUUCUACCUACCUUCGGCCCUGCCUGGAUUAACCUAUACGGCUCACCCAGGAACCAAAGCCUAAUGGAAGACUAUCAGGAACUGAAUGAAGGCUUCGGAGAAGGUGUUUCAUUCCGGGGCAGGAUCUUGGUAGAAAUUGCGGUGGAAAUCCUCUCUGGAGGAGCGCAGGAGUCUAAAUUUUCCAAGGCGCUCAAGGAUCUCAAGCUGUCGUCCAAAUCUUCCAAAGGUUCGAGUAAAGACAAGGCUGAAAAGGCCGAUGAUGGAAAAUCCCAGCAGUCUUCAGACAAAAGCAACUCAACAGAGGUUGAGGUGGAACCUUUUGAUGUACCCCCGGAGAUUGCACCAGAAAAAUAUGAGGAAUUUUUACUCUUUGGAGCAUUUUUUGAAGCUACCAUGAUUGACCGGAGGAUUGGGGAUAAGCCCAUUAGCUUUGAAGUUUCCAUUGGUAAUUUUGGGAACUUGAUUGAUGGAGGGACCCAUCACGGGGUUCGGAAGAAGUCAGCUGACUUGGUUGAAGGAGACACUGUCCCGCUGCUGCAUGAGAAAGAAGGGGAUGCAGCUCACGACGCCCGCCUCCCUGUGGUCUCCACCACUCACCCAGAGAAGCCACUUGUGACAGAAGGAAACAGAAAUUAUAAUUAUUUGCCAUUUGAGGCCAAGAAGCCCUGUGUCUACUUCAUCAGUUCUUGGGGAGACCAGACAUUCAGGCUGUACUGGUCCAACAUGCUGGAGAAAAUGGCAGACCUCCUGGAAGAAGGUAUAGAAGAAAUAAAGGAAUCGAUCAAGAUUUCAGAGGAAGCACCAGAAGAGAAAAUGAAGUCGGUGCUCAACGGUUUCAUCAGUCAGAGCAGUGCCUUUAUCGCUGCAGCAGAAAAAAAGCCCAAGAUGUCGAACCAAACUACUUUAGAUAAGAAACGACUUACGCUCUGUUGGCAGGAGCUGGAGGUGAUGACCAAGGAGGCCAAGGGAAUCCUUCAGCAGCAGAAGAAAAAGUUGUCUCUCGAUGAAAUAAUCCAUGAAACCCAAAAGUUUGUGGAAAAAAUCCGCUUUCUUGUGGAUGAGCCUCAGCAUACCAUCCCCGAUGUCUUCAUCUGGAUGCUCAGCAACAACAAGAAGGUGGCGUAUGCCCGCAUCGCCUCCAAAGACCUGCUCUACUCCCCUGUCAGGGAGCAGAUGGGCAAACACUGUGGGAAGAUCAAGACUCAUUUCCUCAAACUUCCUGGAAAGCGGACAUCUGGCUGGUCUGUGCAAGCGAAAGUGGAUGUGUACCUGUGGCUGGGCUCCACCAGACACGCGGCCGCCAUGCUGGACAACUUGCCAGCGGGCUAUGAAGCAGAAAUAUCCUCCAAAGUGGCUGGUGCCAUUCAGCCCCCAUCCAACCUGCUGUACCGAGAUCGGCAUGUCUUUCAGCUGAGAGCUCACAUGUACCAAGCCCGGGGCCUGAUCGCAGCCGACAGCAGUGGACUUUCAGAUCCCUUUGCCAAGGUCACUUUCCUUUCCCACUGCCAGACCACAAAGGUCAUUUCCCAGACCCUGUCCCCCACCUGGAACCAGAUGCUGCUGUUCAAUGACUUGGUCCUGCAUGGAGACCAGAAGGAGCUGGCCGAGUCCCCGACUUCGGUGGUAGUGGAACUAUACGACAGCGACGCUGUGGGGAAGCCAGAAUACUUGGGGGCCACGGUAGCUGCUCCAGUUGUGAAGCUAGCUGAUGAGGACUAUGAGCCCCCCCAGCUGUCCUAUCACCCCAUCUUUUGUGGAAACCUCUCUGGAGGGGACCUCCUAGCUGUGUUUGAACUGCUGCAGGUGCCUUCAUCAGGGCUGCAGGGCCUCCCUCCCACUGACCCACCAGAUGUCACCCAUCUCUACCCAGUUCCCGCCAACAUUCGGCCAGUGCUGAGUAAAUACCGAGUGGAGGUCCUCUUCUGGGGAGUACGAGAAAUGAAGAAGGUGCAGCUCCUGUCAGUGGAUCGUCCUCAGGUUCUCAUCGAAUGUGGGGGUCGUGGAGUCAAGUCCUGUGUGAUCCAGAGCUACAAGAACAACCCCAACUUCAGCGUCCAGGCAGACGCUUUCGAAGUGGAGCUGCCUGAGAAUGAACUUCUGCAUCCGCCCCUGAGCAUCUGCGUGGUGGACUGGAGAGCUUUUGGGAGGAGCACCCUGGUGGGCACCUACACUAUCAACUGCUUGAAGCAGUUUUUGUGUAAAUCCAGGAAGCCCCUUGCUAUCACCUCACAGGUGGACGGAACCCAAGUUGAACAAGCCACUUCAUACUCAGUCACAGCCUCUGAGCCCUCUGGGGCCCCUAGCUCCUCCCAGGAACUCUGCACAGAUCACAUCUAUGUGGAUGUUGAACCACCUCCUGCCACGAUACCCGACUCCACUCAGGUUCAGCCAGAGAGCCUGGGUGACGUCCCAGACUCAUCUGCUAUCCUGGACCCCAAACGGAAGCCUGAAGCCCAGGAGCCACCAAAAGAUGGAAAAGCUAAGGAUUCCAGGAAAUUGUCCCGGAGGUCUACCAAAAGGAAGAAGAGGACCAUCGCAGAUGAAUCUGCAGAAAAUGUCAUUGACUGGUGGUCUAAAUAUUAUGCCUCCCUGAAGAAAGCACAGAAGGAAAAGGAGAGCAAUCCCAAGGAGAAAAAGGACAAAACAGAGAAGAAAUCAGAUGAUGUCGCGAUAAACAUAGAUGAUGGCCCAAAGAAGAGGAAAGACAAACUGCUCAAGAAGAAAGAGAAAGAAGAUGAAAUCCCAGACCUGGCUAUCCUGCAGAUGUACGAUGGUGAACUCGAGAGUGAAUUCAACAAUUUUGAAGACUGGGUGAAAACCUUUGAUCUCUUCAGAGGAAAGUCUACAGAAGAUGACCAUGGCUUUGAUGGGGAUCGUGUCAUAGGAAAGUUUAAGGGCUCCUUCUGCAUCUAUAAAAGCCCAGAGGAUUCCAGCAUUGAAGACAGCGGGCCGCUGAGGAUCCAGCAAGGGAUUCCCCCGAACCACCCCAUCAAAGUCCUGAUCAGGGUGUACAUUGUCGCGGCAUUUAAUCUUAGCCCAGCUGAUCCGGAUGGCAAAGCAGAUCCCUACAUUGUGGUCAGACUUGGCAACACAGAGAUCAAAGACCGGGACAAAUACAUCCCCAAACAACUGAACCCAGUGUUUGGAAGGUCGUUUGAGAUCCAGGCCACAUUCCCAAAGGAGUCCCUGCUCUCUGUCCUCAUCUAUGACCAUGACCUGAUCGGGACAGACGACCUCAUCGGCGAGACCAGAAUCGACCUGGAGAACCGUUUCUAUAGCAAGCACCGCGCCACCUGCGGCUUGCAGAGCCAGUAUGAGAUAGAAGGCUACAACGCCUGGAGAGACACUUCCAAACCCACUGAAAUCCUGACCAAGCUCUGCAAAGACAACAGGCUGGAUGGACCCUACUUUUAUCCUGGGAAAAUACAGAUAGGAAACCAAGUCUUUUCUGGAAAAACAGUCUUCACUGAAGAAGACACUGAUGAGGUGGUGGAGUCUUAUGACCACUUGGCCCUCAAAGUUUUACACUCCUGGGAGGAUAUCACAGAGGUUGGAUGUAGGCUGGUUCCUGAGCACAUAGAAACUCGGCCACUGUACCACAAAAAUAAACCAGGAAUGGAGCAGGGCCGCUUGCAAAUGUGGGUAGACAUGUUCCCCACAGACAUGCCUCAGCCUGGACCUCCUGUUGACAUUUCACCAAGGAAACCCAAAGGGUAUGAAUUGAGAGUGACCAUCUGGAACACUGAAGAUGUCAUUUUAGAGGAUGAGAAUUUCUUCACAGGACAAAAGUCAAGUGAUAUUUACGUUAAAGGGUGGAUAAAGGGCUUGGAAGAUGACAAGCAGGAGACAGACGUGCAUUACAACUCACUGACGGGGGAGGGGAACUUCAACUGGCGCUUCCUGUUUCCAUUUCAGUAUCUCCCAGCUGAGAAGCAAAUGGUCAUCACCAAGCGGGAGAACAUCUUCUCCUUAGAGAAGAUGGAGUGUAAGACGCCAGCUGUGUUGGUCCUCCAGGUUUGGGACUUUGAAAGGCUGUCCUCAGAUGACUUUCUGGGCACCCUGGAAAUGAACCUCAAUCAUUUCCCCAGAGCAGCCAAGUCUGCCAAAGACUGCGAUAUCAACAAAUUUGAAAAUGCAACAGAAGAGAACAAGAUUUCCAUAUUCCAGCAGAAGCGUGUGCGAGGCUGGUGGCCUUUUGCUAAAAGCAAAGAACUCACAGGUAAGGUUGAAGCUGAAUUUCACCUCGUUACCGCAGAAGAAGCUGAAAGAAAUCCCGUUGGAAAAGCCCGGAAGGAGCCAGAACCCCUGGCCAAGCCCAACCGCCCAAAUACCUCCUUCUCCUGGUUCGUGAGCCCCUUCAAGUGCCUGUACCACCUCAUCUGGAAGAAUUAUAAGAAGUACAUCAUCAUUGCUUUCAUUCUACUCAUCCUCACUGUCUUCCUGGUCCUCUUCAUCUAUACCUUGCCAGGAGCCCUCAGCCGAAAGAUCGUUGGCAGCUCUUAGAGGAUCCUGGAGGGCCAGGAGGUCCCCUUUUCCUAGUCUUCUCCACCUCAUCAUCUGCAAACAGCGAAGAGUGUGUGCUGGAGGCCAAAUGGGGAUGCCUGAGGGCCCGAGAACUAGUGUCUCUUUUUGGAUAGAUCAACUCUUUUUGGAGGACAUGAAAAAGGAAAAGGAGCUUCCCUCCCUAUCCAACACCGCCACCACCUUUCAAACCAAUAAGCCUUAAGUGGUGUUUGCACCUACAGGCAGCACGAGAUAAGGACUUGUCUCAGCGUACUCACUGUGAACGGCAGGUUGACUUCGGUGUUCUCUUUACAUGACUGGUUUUAUUCUGAAGAAUUUCAUUCUGGGUCUGAGAUUAUAUAGAAAGUACUUUCUUUUAAAUAAAAUUUUUACAGCAAGUAAACUGAAAACAUUUUAGCAAUUUACUAGUAGUUAACUUGUCCCACUUAG
This is a messenger RNA of Talpa occidentalis (Iberian mole), 6154 nucleotides long. RefSeq names its product fer-1 like family member 6 (gene FER1L6). Gene Ontology annotation, cellular component: membrane. The record is from RefSeq and is a predicted model, not a curated record. NCBI's taxonomy places the organism in Eukaryota, Metazoa, Chordata, Mammalia, Eulipotyphla, Talpidae. Gene Ontology annotation, biological process: plasma membrane organization. The transcript is spliced from 41 exons. Bases 62 to 5704 code for a protein of 1880 amino acids.